AUUUCAUCUCACUUGCCUUUGAAAUAUAGCUUUGAAAUAUAACUAAUAAUAUAGCUUAUGAAUGAAAUUAAAAUCAGGAAGAAGAAGAAGAAAUAAAAUUAAGGGAUGAGUGGAAAGGAAUUUCGAUUCUUCUUGUCCUGCGACAUCAAUCUCCCCGUCACUUUUCGUGUCGAGAGACUCCUCGGACCUUUGCCUUCUUCUCCUACGAAGUCACCCAAUUCAGAAGAGAUAAAUGCAGAGCUGUACGUUGAGUGUGCCUUGUACAUUGAUGGCGCUCCAUUCGGCCUUCCCAUCAGAACUAGAUUGGAAUCUGGUGGAGCAUCAUAUUGCUGGAAUGAGCUGAUCACCAUGAGCACUAAAUAUCGCGACUUAACUGCCCACUCACAGCUCGCUUUCACGGUUUGGGAUGUUUCGUGUGGGAAAGAUGAGGGAUUGAUUGGAGGAGCAACCAUUCUUCUUUUUAACAACAAGAUGCAACUCAAAACAGGGAAGCAAAAGCUUAGGCUUUGGCCAGGGAAGGAAGCUGAUGGAUCAUUUCCGACAACUACUCCUGGAAAGGUCCCCAAGCAUGAGCGUGGGGAGGUGGAGCGUUUAGAGAAGCUUGUUAAUAAAUAUGAGAGAGGACAAAUUCAAUGUGUUGAUUGGCUCGACCGUCUCACUUUCAAAGCUAUGGAGAAAAUCAAGGAACUUGAAAACUGUAAAAAUGGAAAUUCUUCCUUAUACUUGGUUGUUGAUUUUUGCAGUCUUGAACAUCGAGUUGUUUUUCAGGAGUCAGGAGCAAAUUUCUUAUUACCAUCUCCUAUAGCGUCAACGAAUGAGCUUGUUACUGUGUGGGAUCCAGAAAUUGGAAAGAUAAAUCCCUCUGAGCACAAGCAACUAAAGCUGGCAAGAAGUCUGACACGAGGUAUAAUUGACAGGGAUCUGAAGCCAAGCUCUAAUGAACGGAAGUCAAUUCAAAGGAUUCUGAAGUACCCGCCAACAAGGAUUUUGAAUGGAGAUGAAAGACAGCUUCUGUGGAAAUUCCGUUUCUCAUUGAUGUCAGAGAAGAGGGCUCUUACAAAGUUCCUACGAUGUGUUGAAUGGAGUGAUGUUCAGGAAGCAAAGCAGGCAUUAGAAUUGAUGAAUAGGUGGGAAAUGAUUGAUGUAUGUGAUGCAUUGGAGCUUCUAUCUCCUGUAUUUGAGAGGGAAGAGGUUCGUGCAUAUGCUGUCAGUGUUCUUGAAAGAGCUGAUGAUGAAGAACUUCAGUGUUACUUACUUCAACUGGUUCAGGCUCUUAGAUUUGAGCGCUCUGAUAAAUCUCGCCUUUCUCAAUUCCUCGUAAAACGCUCAUUAAACAACAUCGAGUUGGGUAGCUUUCUUCGUUGGUAUGUUGCUGUGGAACUUUAUGAUCCUGCAUAUGCAAAACGGUUUUAUUCUACGUAUGAGAUACUGGAGGAGAAUAUGGUGAAGUUGGCAGCUGGUCCAAGUGGAGAAGAAGAUGGAUUUAAGUUGUGGCAGAGUUUGGUGCGCCAGACAGAAUUGACAGCCCAGUUAUGUUCUAUAACAAAAGAUUUAAGAAAUGUGAGGGGCAAUACUCAGAAGAAAACUGAAAAGCUUAGACAACUUCUCUCAGGUCUUCUUAGUGAACUUACCUAUUUUGAAGAGCCAAUAAGAUCACCGCUUGCUCCAGGUGUCCUUAUCACUGGGAUAGUGCCAUCAGAGUCUACGAUAUUCAAAAGUGCACUGCAUCCUUUGCGCCUGACUUUUCGAACACACAAUGGUGGAACUUGCAAGGUCAUAUUUAAGAAGGGGGAUGAUCUUCGGCAAGACCAAUUGGUUGUCCAAAUGGUAUCUCUAAUGGACCGAUUGCUUAAGUUGGAAAAUCUUGAUCUGCACUUAACUCCAUAUAAGGUGCUUGCUACUGGACAGGAUGAAGGCAUGCUAGAAUUCAUACCAUCACGUUCAUUGGCUCAGAUUCUCCAAGAGCAUCGUAGCAUUAUCAACUAUUUGCAGAAGUUUCAUCCUGAUGAACAUGGACCAUUUGGGAUCACAGCCUCCUGUCUUGAGACAUUCAUUAAAAGUUGUGCUGGCUACUCUGUAAUCACAUAUAUAUUGGGUGUUGGAGACAGGCACCUAGACAACCUUCUCCUCACGGAAGAUGGGCGUCUUUUCCAUGUUGAUUUUGGUUUUAUUCUUGGCCGAGAUCCAAAGCAUUUUCCACCACCAAUGAAACUCUGCAAAGAAAUGGUUGAGGCCAUGGGGGGUGCAGAAAGCCCAUACUAUACCAGGUUUAAAUCCUACUGCUGUGAAGCAUACAACAUCAUUAGGAAGUCCAGUAACCUAAUUUUGAAUCUUUUCCAUCUGAUGGCGGGUUCCAACAUUCCUGACAUAGCUUCUGAUCCUGAAAAAGGCAUUCUCAAGCUUCAGGAGAAGUUUCGGUUGGACAUGGAUGAUGAGGCCUGCAUACACUUUUUCCAGGAUCUUAUAAAUGAGAGUGUUAGUGCAUUGUUCCCUCAAAUGGUUGAGACCAUUCAUCGGUGGGCUCAGUACUGGCGUUAAUUAUGUAGAAAUCGGUUGGUGGUUGUUUCGUGCCUCUGUAAAUAGCCAGGUAGAUGUCUGGGUUGUGCCUUACCUUUCGUUUUUGUUUACCCGUUUCAUUUUGCGGGUUUAGAUUGUUUUUUAAUAAUCUAAGUUUCUAGGAAAAUUUGAGUUAGGUUGCAGUUUGAAUCAUGAACUGGCCUCCAACUCUCUCUCUCUCUCUCCCCCCUCGCUAUCUCCCCCUCCCUCACUGCAAUUUGCAUUGUAUAAAAUUAUUUGCAAAACACUAAAAUAGCUAAUACUGUUUCAUCAA
This is a messenger RNA of Populus trichocarpa (black cottonwood), 2830 nucleotides long. RefSeq names its product phosphatidylinositol 3-kinase, root isoform. The record is from RefSeq and is a predicted model, not a curated record. NCBI's taxonomy places the organism in Eukaryota, Viridiplantae, Streptophyta, Magnoliopsida, Malpighiales, Salicaceae. Gene Ontology annotation, molecular function: 1-phosphatidylinositol-3-kinase activity. Gene Ontology annotation, biological process: phosphatidylinositol-mediated signaling; endocytosis; autophagy of peroxisome. Gene Ontology annotation, cellular component: phosphatidylinositol 3-kinase complex, class III, type II; cytoplasm; membrane. The coding region runs from base 106 to 2538 and encodes 810 amino acids. The transcript has 17 exons.